UUCCUAUCUUCUGUAUUUGCUAUUUGUCGCUGAAACAUGAUGGAUGAUUAUAUUUGGGUCUUCCUUUGGCCUGUUUUUGGACUACUGCAGAAUGAGGUCUAUGGCGCCGAAGAAAUAGGAGAGUGUAUGAAUAUUACUAAUGACCUAAGUACAUUUUCUAGGUGCUGCAGACUGCCUGAAUUGGAACUAUCAGAAGAAAAAAAAGCUAUAGCUGAAUCAUGUCACAGGGCUACAAUUGCAGACCAGCCAGUGCCGUUUACCGAAGAAGAAGAAGAGGAAAUGUAUGAAUGUUUCCAAGAAUGUUACUUGAAUGCUACCAAUUGGUUGAAUGCUGAUUUGAAACCAGACGAGAACGUAAUAAUUGCGGAAUAUAAUGAAGAAUUGAAAAAUUUUCCUCAGUGGAAAGAAUCUAUUAUUCGGACUGUUCAAACAUGCAUUGCAAAUGAUUAUACAAAACCAGAGGCAAAAUGUAAGAGUGGUGCUUUCCAAUUUGGUAACUGUUUAGAAAGAAAUAUGUUUCUGAAUUGUCCUGAAGACAGUUGGCAGGGAACUGAUGAAAUAUGUGUCAACACUAAAAGAACUUUCGAGAAAUGUAUGAUAAAUUCGAACAAGUAUUGACAAUUGAUUAAUUACUGGUAAAUAUAAUAGUAUCUAUUACCAAUAA
Molecule: messenger RNA, 664 nt
Organism: Nezara viridula (southern green stink bug)
Lineage: Eukaryota; Metazoa; Arthropoda; Insecta; Hemiptera; Pentatomidae
Source: the annotation of a GenBank genome assembly